AUGCCGACAAGACUGUCGCUCACCAUCGACAUUGUGUGGCCGUACGAUCAGGAGUUGAACGACAACACCAUCAAGUCAAUCGAAGCAAUGGCGCCAACAGUCACACAUCUUGACCUGGCCUUGGCAAUCAAGUCCAGAGACCAUGAUACCCUGUGCCAGACCAUGUGCGACCUGCUCUUCAAUCACUUUAUUUAUCUGACGUGUCUGCGCCUCUAUGAUGCCGAGGUGGGCUUCACCGACUACAUCAGCAGGGAUGAGAUGCGUCCAAUAUUCUUUGAUGGUCUGCUUCGGAUGAAGAAUCUCCAACAAUUGACAUUGAUCAUUACAUCGUGGCGCGAUUCAUCUCCAUUGUCAACAGGCUUUACUCGCGAUCUGUGCAACUAUCUUACCAAACAACAAUCGUUGACCAGUCUCAAGUGUGAUGUGGAUGACCCUGAGCUCCUCGUACUGUUACUCCAAUCCGAUCAUCCAUCAAUUGCCAAUAUCCAAGAUCUUAGUCUUGAUGUCGAUGUAUUGGUCCCUGUCAAGAGGUCGUUGGACAAGCUGACUUACACUCCCAAUUACCCUGGCACACCUGGUGGCCACCUCGCAGACUUGGCCAAUGUCACAUGCUUCACAAUCAAAGGUAUCUCAAUGAGGAGAUUGUCAAGGUUGUUGAAAGAGGCUAUUGGUAUACGUGAGCUUACAUGUUUGAAUGUUGAACGCUCAGGUAACAGCUCCGAUCAAGAUUUGAUUGAAGGUAUAGAUUCCAAUCUAAUGUUGGAACAACUAUACAUCAGCUUCCUCGAUGGAUAUGAGCCGGCCAAUGAUGUCAUGGAAUCAAUCAACACAGUCAUCCAAGAUCAUCCAACCAUCAGGAAUAAAGACACCUGGUCCAUCACCGCGACCUGA
Molecule: messenger RNA, 891 nt
Organism: Acytostelium subglobosum LB1
Lineage: Eukaryota; Evosea; Eumycetozoa; Acytosteliales; Acytosteliaceae
Exons: 1
Coding region: 1-891 (296 amino acids)
Source: RefSeq, a predicted model, not a curated record